Eptesicus fuscus (big brown bat) is the source of this 1665-nucleotide messenger RNA. RefSeq names its product DBF4 zinc finger B (gene DBF4B). Gene Ontology annotation, molecular function: nucleic acid binding; protein serine/threonine kinase activator activity; zinc ion binding. The transcript is spliced from 14 exons. Lineage: Eukaryota; Metazoa; Chordata; Mammalia; Chiroptera; Vespertilionidae. The record is from RefSeq and is a predicted model, not a curated record. The coding region runs from base 1 to 1665 and encodes 554 amino acids. Gene Ontology annotation, biological process: regulation of cell cycle phase transition; positive regulation of nuclear cell cycle DNA replication. Gene Ontology annotation, cellular component: Dbf4-dependent protein kinase complex; nucleus.
AUGCAGAAGCUGGGAAGGGACCAUUGCCUUGAGCUGGGGAGUUCAAUGGCUGAGAGUAGGCUCUGGGCUCCGGACCUAGGGGCUCAGCUGGGGGUUUCCAGUUGUCUGAAAAAACGCCAGAAGAGCUCGCCGGAUGCGAGGAGGCAGCAGCCCUUUUCUGGAAAGUCCUUUUACUUGGAUCUGCCUGCUGGCAAGACUCUCCAGUUUUUGACGGAGGCAAUCCAGCAGCUGGGUGGGGUAAUUGAGGGUUUUCUGAGCAAAGAAGUAAGUUACAUCGUGUCCAGCCGCAGGGAGGCGAAGGCAGAGAGCAGUGGGACGAGCCACAGAGGCUGCUCCAGCUCCAGCCCCAGCGAGGUCAGAGUGGAAACUCCGUCCAUGGCCGAUCCAAAGGGCAGCCACACCAGGCCUUCACAGAAGCCCGUAGACUUGGUACCUAUGAGCAGAGGGAAGGAGCUACUGCAGAAGGCCAUCAGAAAUCAGGGGAGCAGCAGCGGAGGAGGCAGCGGGAGCCCCAGCAGCCUCCUGACCAAUGCCCGCUCCUGGGGAGUGAAGAUUCUGCAUGUGGACGAAAUGAUGAUGCAGGUGCAGCAGCUCUCUCUAGAUGCUCUAUGUGUGAAGAAACAAGGGCCCAAGAAGCCAGAGGGAACGUGUCCCGCAGCGUCAAGAACACGGAAAGUGGCCAGACUGAAGUCACCGUUCCUCAAAAUUGAAGAUGAGAGCAGGAAGUUUCGUCCUUUCCACCAUCAGUUUAAAUCCUUUCCUGAAAUUUCUUUUCUGGGACCCAAAGACGCAAGUCCCUUUGAGGCCCUGACGCUCCCGGGCAGCUCGCGCCAUACCAGAGGACGCAAGGACCGAGAGCCACGCCCACGAUCAGCCACCCGCACCGUGCCCAGGAGGAAGAAAGGUUACUGCGAGUGCUGCCAGCAGGCCUUUGAGGAGCUCCAUGGGCAUCUCCAGAGUGCCCAGCACCAGGGCUUUGCCCUAGAAGCCCGCCCGUACGCAGAAGUCGAUCGGAUCAUCGCCCAGCUCAGCCACAGCUUUGCGGAGAUCCCCUUCCCCGCCAGCCUCCCCAGGCAGCCAGGCUCUCCGGCUUCGGAUCAUGACCCUCUGUCUCCUGAGACUGUGCCUCCCAGCCAGCCCUCCUAUGGCGGGGCAGCAUCUCCCAGGAGGAGGAAGGAAGACGACCACCAGGCCCCUAGCAUCCACGAACAGGAUGGGCUGGUGGGCGGCAGGAAGUCACCAGCUGAACGUGUGGGGGGCGGUGAGAUGCUCGGACCAGUAGCAAGCUGCCGAGACCUGGGGGGCUCCGUUGAUGUUGUUGUGGACCCCCCAGGGACAGUGCUGUCCAGAAGCCCUACUUCUCGGUGCCUCCUGACCAGCUCUGACUUUGCGGACCUCUCCUCUGGCCCAGACCCGGCACGUGUCGGCCACAAGCGGAAGACCAGCCUCUCCCUCCCAGACCCCUUCCCCUGGCAGCCCUCAGACAGGCCAGCAGAGCUCUGGGCCACACAGCCCCCCUGGCCUGGAGGAGGAUAUUCCCCGGGAUCUGAGCGUUCUGAGUGUGUGGCCCCUGGCCCCAGCUCACAGCAGACGGACCGGCUUCCCAGCUGCUCGGCAGCUCCGGGCCAGCUGUCCGCCCACCUGCACUCAGCUGCAGGCACGUAA